Stylophora pistillata is the source of this 1567-nucleotide messenger RNA. Its product is annotated as transmembrane protein 248. NCBI's taxonomy places the organism in Eukaryota, Metazoa, Cnidaria, Anthozoa, Scleractinia, Pocilloporidae. The record is from RefSeq and is a predicted model, not a curated record.
AUCGGCGCGGAUACCAAGCUCACGAGUAAGUCAACAUGGCGGCGAGAAAGCGAAACAGUAAUUCGCAGAUGUAGAAACUCAGGAAAGUCACUUUCACUGUCCUUUGCAGUGGCGGUGGAUAUUUUACCAAUUUUGGACUGAAUACUCUUCUAUUUAGUCUGUGACUUAAAGAAGACAGAAGGAGUCAAAAGCCUUGAAAUAUGGUCGACUGCAAGGGUGGAAAGAACUUAUUUGGAUUCGCCGUCGCUAGACCGCCAUGUGUUGUUUUUAUAGUUUGUCUAGCAGCCUUCGCCAUUGGUUUAUAUUCCCUUGGCUGUUUCAUUAAGACGUAUGGUUGGUUUGACACGGCGAGUGCUCGUGAAGAGAAAUGGGGUUCUGUACUAGGCUAUUUGAGUUCCACUGAAUUUUGCAUAUUUGGUAACCAAAGCUUCUCUGGAAAUACCACUGGUUACAAUUCUACAAACAUAACUGAUGCUACACCUACUGGGUUUACUACAGUAACCAUACCAAUCCUUCAUCUGGCUUUGAACCCCUUAGUUAAUUUCAGUUCUGUAGUGGAGAAUGUUACCCAUGUUUCAGCACAAAUACCAAUAUCAGAAUUGGGUUUAAAAGGUUUCCAGGGAAGUUCACUGAUCAAUGUCACGUUUUUUUUUCACCAACCAUGGUUCAUGGAUUGCCAAGACAAAUGUAGACCAAUGUAUUUGGAAGCUUGUGGAUUUGUUACUGUUCCAAGUGAGAUUGUCCCAAAACAUUUGCAGUACAGAAGGACGUGCAACAGGUCAUCAGAGUUCCAUGUUGUAGAAAUGGUCAGCAUUACCACACAUGAAGAAAAACUUUGUUUCAGUGGUAUCAAGGCUGAGACAUCUCUGCCACUGAAUCAGCAGCAUGCCACUACUGCAACAAUGACAAUGGUUGAUGUUUCAGCUGUUAAUCUAAGACUGCAGUACUCAAGUUACUUCUUAUUUGUGAUGGUGAUCACCUGUGUGCUCUAUGGAAUGAUCAAAGGAAGACCAGUCAAACAAAGUAAAAAGUCAAACCUUCCACUAUGAAGCCACUCGGAAAGGAGUUUAAUUAUAUUGAAUUGCCAAAUUCAUUCAUCAUGCCCACAGUUGAAUUUAUGUUGACAUACUGUAUAAUUAGUACAUCAAUAGAAAAAUAUCAAGCACAUAUGCACUUGUAAAUGGCUUGAAUAUAGCAAAUAAAUUAAGCUUUUUAAUUGAGUUUAGCAUGCUUGCAAUGCACUGUAAGUAGGAAAUGCUAAAAUUUCUUUUCAGUAAGCUGGUUAAGGGCUUAGAUGUGGUUGUAACCAGAUGGAGACAAGCAGUCACUAGAGUUAUAAAUGUGAUAGGAAUCUCAUUAUCUGGAAAUAAUUCUGAUGGAAAUUUGGUUUCCUUAUUGUACUAAUAUUGGACUAAACCCAGAAUUGAUUUAUUUUCCUGUAUGAUUAUGUCAACUUUGAUCACAAGGUAUUGGUUAUUGUCAAAUGUAGAUAACUGUUCAGCUUUCCUCAGCUGUAUGUUGAAAUAUGCAAAAUAAAAUGUUUAUGAAAAAAUGUUGUUAACAAUGG